CUUAGAAGUCCAAAGAUAAGGAUUUUUUCCUUUGAUUUUUUCUUUUCAAGAAUUUUAAUUCAAAGAAGUUGACAUUACAACUACAUCCUGUGAAAACAUUCCCAUGGUGUUUUUCCGGUGUGGGUAUGAGUUGGAUGAUCUUCAUGAAUCUGCAAAUGCAAGCAAAGCUUUUGCCUUUUGCUUUGCUCUUCCCUACCUGUCACCAUAAUCUAUGAAAUUGAUUAUCUCUCUCUCUCUUUCUAAUAUUUUCUUUGUCAAAGAUAAUCAAAUCAAAAACCCAUCUUUUCCCAUUAAGUAUUAUUCAUAGGUUGUCCUAUUGCUUCACUUGACUUUGUCCUUCUACCUCUUUCAGCUUCUUCAUUGGGUAGGUAACCAAUUCCUUACAAAUUCCAUAAUUUAGUACUGCUAUUGCUUUUACUUGAUAUAUCCCUCUCUCUCUCUUGUAUUCUACUGAAAAUCCAUCAUUAUGUAGUGUAGCUUUACUCAACUUGUUUUCUCUUCCCUAUUAUAAGAUCAUAGAUUUGGAGCUUCAUAUUCAAUACCCUUCAAAGUUGUCCCCUUUUUGAAGAAAUUUCCCCUGUUCCAAUGGAGACCGACAAUGGCGAUUCCAAGUCCAAGAUGGACGACUAUGAAGUGAUGGAGCAGAUUGGGAGAGGAGCUUUUGGUUCUGCUUUUCUUGUUCUUCACAAAAGCGAGAAAAAGAAGUAUGUGUUGAAGAAGAUUCGUUUGGCCAAGCAAACUGAGAAGUUCAAACGUACAGCUCACCAAGAGAUGCCUUCUCCUGUCACAUCAGUCGUCCUGAUGGACUUGAUUGCAAAAUUAAAUCACCCAUACAUUGUGGAAUACAAAGAUUCUUGGGUGGAAAAGGGAAACUGUAUUUGCAUUGUGACUGCCUACUGUGAAGGAGGAGACAUGACAGAGAUUAUUAAGAAGGCCAGAGGAACAAUCUUUUCUGAGGAGAAAAUCUGCAAAUGGAUGGUUCAGGUGUUACUAGCUGUGGACUACCUGCAUUCCAACCGUGUUAUUCAUAGGGAUCUUAAGUGUUCCAAUAUAUUUCUCACAAAGGACGGUGACAUUCGGCUUGGUGACUUUGGACUUGCAAAACUACUCAACACAGAAGAGCUUGCGUCGUCGGUUGUUGGCACUCCCAAUUACAUGUGUCCUGAGCUACUGGCCGAUAUACCUUACGGGUAUAAAUCUGAUAUAUGGUCACUUGGUUGCUGUAUGUUUGAGAUUGCUGCUCAUCAGCCAGCUUUCAAAGCUCCUGAUAUGGCUGGACUCAUUAACAAGAUCAAUAGAUCCAUUUUCUCUCCCUUACCAAUUAUCUAUUCACCCUCACUAAAACAAAUCAUCAAGAGUAUGCUAAGGAAGAACCCAGAACACAGACCAACUGCUGCGGAACUAUUAAGGCAUCCACAUUUGCAACCAUUUCUCCUUCGGUGUCAAAAUGCGUCUUCUGUUUAUCUUCCGGUAUAUCCCACAAACAGCCCAAAGAAGAAAACACCAAAAAAAUCACCUAGAAAACCUAGCAGUGGGACAGAAGGAAGAGAUAAGGAGGCUGGAAUAUCAAAUCAGUUGGAAAAUCUACAUCCAUUUCAGAUAAAUGCUGAUGAACAACCAAGCAGUUCUUCAAACAGUGAGAACCCAGCAUCCACAACUAGCACAGAAGACAACCUUGUAACUAAGAGGGUUGAUCCUACUAGCUUUGCUGUUGAUAUGUCUAACUCUGUCAAUGAUUCCAAAGACAUGUCAACUGAUUCAGAACUAAGUGUUAGCAAUGGAGACAAACAGGUUCCCUUUAAUGGUGUUCCUCAAAAGGACAACACUGACAUGGAAUUAACCUCAGAUAGCGCAUUCAAUUCUCAACAUGAAGAUGAACAAGAGCCGACUACUGAACUUUCUCAGAACUUGCAUGAGGUUGAUAUCAAGCCUGUGACCAGUAAAGAUGAAGAGAUGAUCUGUAAUCUGCAGGUUGUUGAAGAAGCUGGAAAAGAGGGAGAUGCUGUUAGAGCUGGGGAGUGCAAAGAAGUUGUAACAUCCAGUGUUGACUGUAAUGAUAAAAAUGGGUUCCCUGAUGACAGAAGUUCAUCAUCUGCUGUAUGUGAAAAUGAUGUGGAACCUAAAUGCUGUUCAGAGAAAAUGGGUGAUCCUGAAGUGAAAACAGAAGUUGCCAACACAGGUGACUUGUCGACUGAAACUAAUGAUAUACUUCCAUCCAAAAAUGAAGUAGGUACAACGUCAGAAAAUAACAUCUGCUCCUUGCUGACUGAAAAAGAUGAUGCCCGCACAAUUAACCUGUCACCCAGUGAUGUAUCCUUACUGAGUUCGCUUACAGGCCUAGGCCAUGAUGAAGUUAGGAGUGUUUGGGAGAAUCCCAGUCAGCAAAGAGCUGAUGCUCUGGAGUCACUGCUUGAGUUAUGUGCUAGGCUACUUAAGCACGACAAACUUGAUGAGCUUGCUGGUGUUCUAAGACCAUUUGGAGAAGAAGUUGUCUCAUCUAGAGAAACUGCAAUUUGGUUGACUAAAACGCUCAUGUCUGUGCAAAAAUCCAACGGAGAAGGGACAUAAUUUUCAAGAGGUGACUUGCAUUAAUUUAUUGAUUGUUUGUGAGAAAUUGUAUUUUUUUUACAUGUCUUGACAUAAAAGGUGUUUAUUCUAGAGUGGUGUAAUUGCUUGAAGAUAUGAAACUGAAGAGAAAAACUUGUUCUGCAUAUUGUUAUUGACUUUUGUAUUGGCCUUGAUGAAAAAUAAGAACAUUUUUAGUUA
This is a messenger RNA of Rubroshorea leprosula, 2766 nucleotides long. The record is from the annotation of a GenBank genome assembly. Lineage: Eukaryota; Viridiplantae; Streptophyta; Magnoliopsida; Malvales; Dipterocarpaceae.